AUUUCUCAUGAUAGGGAUGAAUAUAACUUUGAUGUUUUUCUUUCAAAAUGAUAUGAAUCGCGCCCCAUCCUUCCGAUCUCUGAAAUAUUUAUUACUCAACCAUUCUUUGUGCUGCGUCAAAGCAUGAGCUCAAAGUAACAUCAAAGCUUCAAUUUAACCGAAAAAAAUAUCGAACGCCAAGUAAAUUUCAGUCGGUUCUAGACCCUUGGAGAGCAAUGAAUAGUGCAAGGAAUGAAUAUUACGAGACUAAUCUGUUUCUAAUGGCACUUUGCGGUGUAAGCCCGUAUCAGAAAAAAAAUUCAAGAUUUCUCGCAUACUUGGUCUGUUGUAGCAUAGCGGGCACUCAAAUUUGUACCAAGGUGGCUUUUGUGGCCCGAGCAUGGCCGGAUUUAAACAUUGUCAUUCAAAACUUAUCAAUUAUACUAAUUGAUAUAAUAUCCAUUGUAAAGAUAACGAAUUGUGCAUUCAAAAUUCACAAGAUUAAAAAUUUGUUCGACCGAAUAUUAUUCUCCAGCGAUCCAUUACUGAGUUCUGAAGAGCUCGACAUCAUCGAACGUCACGACGAACGAUGCAGGAAAUUUAUAAAAUUUUGGUUCGCUUAUUUAGUCUCGACUUUGUCCAUCUUUAACAUAAUGCCACUAGUGAAGCAGUUUUUUGAUCCAGCUGGGAAAAAUAUAAAUGAAGUUCCAUUACCGGUACAUUAUGGAUACAUUGAUGUCCAACAAUAUUUUGGUCUAGUUUGGGUCCAUGGAUACAUAACAGGCUUGAUAUUAAUGACAUUUCUCGCUGUGACGGAUUCGAUAUACGUCGUUUUCGUAGAAAAUGCAUGUGCGAUGUUUUCUAUCGUUAGUUACAGAUUAAAAAAUGCUGUUCCAUCUGACGAACAAUACACCGAUGCCAAUGUCACGAAGUACAAUGACGUGGGGUACAAAAAUUUUAUCGAUUGUAUCAAACGACACAACGCAGCAAUCAAGUUCGCCACCGAAGUGGAGUUUUUUACUUCAACAUCAUUUCUACUGACAGUCGGUAUCAACAUGAUCAUAGUCAGUUUUACAGGUACUCAGAUCGUGGAGUCGGUGGACGAAUUGGAAACCUUGGUACGUCACGUUUCACUGAUCACCGCUCAAAUUAUUCAUUUGUACUUGGAUAAUUAUUACGCCCAGAAGCUGUACAAUUCUAGUUCUGAUGUUUAUAUGAACAUAACACAAAGCAAUUGGGAGAACGCCUCACUGAGAACGAAGAAACUUUUGUGUAUGAUGACAAUGCAAAGCCUCGCACCAAGUGUCAUCACGAUUGGUGGAUUUCAAACCAUGUCAUUAGACACUUUUAACUGGCUACUUCGAACUUCUGCCUCCUGUACUUUGAAUCCGAUCCGGUUUCCUAUAUUCAAAGAGUACUUGGAACAAAUGUUGUUUUUGCCUCUUGCACCCGUGUGUUUGAUAAUCGAACCCCAUUCGAUGCAACUUUUCCGAAUUCGCAUGACCGAAAAAAGAAGAAUUCCCCGUAGCAACGAGCACAAAGUAAAAUUGCCAGGAAAUCCUUUCGGGAAGCUUGGAAAGACCGUCAGUUUCGACGUUGACGCCUACAACAGUAAUUUAAACGUCAACGAGGAAUUCAAGUGGUUCUAUUUUACCUCUGAAUUCAUGAUGAGAAAAGUCACGCUUUCGAUUGGAAUGGAUAUAAAACUGGAACGUUAUUACAAAAUAAAUAAAAUUUUAAUGUCAUCCAUUGGCCAGUGGCCGUAUCAAAGUACAUUUACGAAGUGGUGCUUUCUCACUCUUUCCAUAUUUCUGUGUGCAUGUCAAAUGGCACCCCAAAUAUGUGCUGCGUUUAUAUACCGUCGAGAUCCAGAAAUUUUCAUCGAGUGCGUUACUCCAUUUCUUUUCGACAUAGUAUGUCUUGCGAAAUUAGCAAAUUUCAUGUACAACUCCAACAAGUUAUUAACGUUGAUGAAUCGUAUGGAAGAGAAUUGGAAAACAUGGGAAUGCGAUGAAGAGAAUGUUAUUAUUCACGAAUACACCGAAUUAGGAAGAAAAUUUUCGACCGUGUACGCAGUUAUGAUAUGGUUGACGGCAAUACUCUACAUGUCGCAACCGAUUAUACCGAAAUACAUCGACGCGCUGCUCUACAAUAAUUCUCAACCAGGAGUAUUUCCCGUUCCGGUUUAUUAUUUCCAGUUGGAUGAUCAAAAAUAUUUUUUCUACAUUAUUGCUUUCACCUACGUAUGCACUUCCGCAUUGAUUAUCAUCAACGUAGCUGGUGAUACAAUGUUUUUCGCCCACGUGCAACACUGUUGCGCUAUAUUUGCGGCUCUGGGUCGGAAAUUAGAGCGAAUCGGUGAACGGAAUAGAAUUUCGAAAGAUAUGAUCUCAGAUUUCCAGUACCUUGGGAUGUGCAUAAACAGACACAACGAUGCUAUUGAAUUUGCAGAUCUGAUGGAAUCCACUUAUUCGGCAUGUUUCCUCUUCGUCAUAGGCAAUAACAUGUUAAUGUUGAGCAUAACUGCAUUUCAGAUUACGACGAAAGCCAAUGAGCCUCAAGACACCAUAAGAUACGUAGCUUUUGUCGUCGCUCAACUGUUCCAUCUUUUCAUGGAGACCCACAUGUCGCAAAUGUUAAUGGAUCAUAGUGCAGCAAUUCGUAACAGUUUACAAAACGCUAAAUGGUACCAAACCUCGGUAAAGUCACAGAAGAUCAUGAAUCUCAUGUUGAUGCGUAGUAGCAAGCCUUGCAAACUGACGGCGGGAAAAAUCUGCGUUAUGUCCGUGGAAACUUUCGGAGUGGUCGUUAAAACUUCAGUUUCGUACUUUACGCUGUUGCAGUCUAUGCAAUGA
This is a messenger RNA of Venturia canescens, 2834 nucleotides long. RefSeq lists its product as uncharacterized. NCBI's taxonomy places the organism in Eukaryota, Metazoa, Arthropoda, Insecta, Hymenoptera, Ichneumonidae. The coding region runs from base 216 to 2834 and encodes 872 amino acids. Gene Ontology annotation, biological process: sensory perception of smell; detection of chemical stimulus involved in sensory perception of smell. Gene Ontology annotation, cellular component: plasma membrane. The transcript has 18 exons. The record is from RefSeq and is a predicted model, not a curated record. Gene Ontology annotation, molecular function: olfactory receptor activity; odorant binding.